AGGCCAUCUCCUCAGCGCCCACCAUAAACCAGAUGCCAAUAAUCAAUUUGUCUGAGCCCUACCCCACACACUAUAGCAGUGCCUUUACGGUGCCUCACUUCGCAACUCACACACACCCGGCCGCCCCGACCCCAUUCAACUACUUUCACGCGGGAAUCUAUCAGCCGGCCGGCCCUCUCCUGCAGCCAUUUCAAGACCCCUGUCUUAUUCAUAAACCGAUUCCAUUUCAUCCGCCGAACUCUCAAAUCAAUCACAUCCACAGUAGCCCUCAGUUCUCAAACCCAAAUCUCGGGACACAAAACACUCAGACAUUCCCAUCAGAAUUAACUCAAGCGUUCCAUCCGAAUGGACAGUACUUCCAUCAGUUGGCCACACCUCUCAGACCCCCGCAGACCUUAUUUUUCCAGGCAAUGCCUCAUAAUAGCGCUUCAAUGGCGCCAAAUGCCACAACUUUCACUCUUUUUAAUCCAGGCGUCCACUACACGCACCCGACGUUUGUCAGUAGUGAACAUCUGACCACAAAUGAAACCCCGACACACAUUGUCACCAAUGAUAUGAAUUAUUUGAAUCGAAAUUCACAUCCCAUAGUGAAUACAAAUACCACUAACUCUUCAGUGGAACAGAUAUCCAAUGAUAACACCUCUCGACAGCAAAUAUCUAAAAGUAUUCAGUGUUCGCCUCAAAGUAGAGACAGCUUUCAAACAUUGCCUGAGAAUCCAUUCUGCGAUUCAACGGAUAGUUUGGUCCGAAUGUCUCAUAUGGUGGACAAGGCGUCUGUGACCGCACCACACGAACCACAAAACUCUUGCAAUAAAAGGACCAAUAAAUCAGACCAUAGAAGUGAAAAGAGAAAGAAAUCUCUGCUUUUAAAGCACACAUCAAAUAGAGAUAAUGAUGAAGUGAUCGUUCGCGACAACAACACACAGACUCUGACCACUGAAUGUGAACCACUUGUGGAACAAAGUUCUUCAGCCAAGAGUGUUAAGUCUAUAACCCCUUCGAAUCAAAACAAACUAAACUCAAUAAAUAAAGUGAAUUCUCAACCAAAGACUAUGAAAGCAGUCUGCGUUCAGAGUAACACAUCAUUGCCUUCGGCAUCCAUGCCAUCAGUGCCGUCAAUGCCAUCAACGCCUUCGCCAUUGAAUCGACUCUUGCCUUUGAAAAGACCGAAUCGGAAGCGAAACUCUCACGGCUGGUCGUGGGAGGGAAAGGCCGUCGAUAAAUAUGUUUAUUUAAACAACGAAGAACAGUCUUAUUUACGAAAGUGUUUUCCGGCGAUCCGUCACAAUGAGGGCGACGUAAUCCGUGUGCGAGACUGUGUUCUCCUGCGAAGUGGGCCCCGAAAGACAGACCUUCCGUUUGUGGCUAAGAUCGCCGCCCUCUGGGAAACACCUGAAGGUGAAAUGAUGAUGAGUUUGUUGUGGUACUACCGUCCAGAACACACUGAUCUCGAAUACUACUCCAAUCAGAUGCUGACCGAGAUAUUUGCAUCGAAGCACAGGGAUGUCAAUAGUGUGGCGUGUAUUGAUGACAAGUGCUAUGUUCUCACUUAUAACGAGUUUUGUCGAUAUAAACGCUUGAAAUUACUGAAACAGUCCGCUCUGUCCACAUGUCUCACUUCGAAUACCGUUCCUCCGUUGGAUGAGUCCUAUCCCCGAAUGGAUCGCAUGCCUCCGACUCGUGUUUUCCCAGAACUAGUAUUUUGUUGUCGAAAAGUGUAUGAUUACAGACAAAAACGGAUUCUUAAAAAUCCCAUUUGA
This is a messenger RNA of Oppiella nova, 1760 nucleotides long. The record is from the annotation of a GenBank genome assembly. Lineage: Eukaryota; Metazoa; Arthropoda; Arachnida; Sarcoptiformes; Oppiidae.